Messenger RNA from Suricata suricatta (meerkat), 3339 nucleotides. RefSeq names its product transmembrane protein 150A (gene TMEM150A). The coding region runs from base 1986 to 2801 and encodes 271 amino acids. The transcript has 8 exons. The record is from RefSeq and is a predicted model, not a curated record. NCBI's taxonomy places the organism in Eukaryota, Metazoa, Chordata, Mammalia, Carnivora, Herpestidae. Gene Ontology annotation, biological process: protein localization to plasma membrane.
AUCAGCACUUGAAAUCUCAUCUCUUGCUUUGCCUUGACUAUUUUAAGAACUGUCCUGGUUGAAGCAGAACAACUAAACUCACAUACCACUAGAGCUUGGAGGGACUAUUAAAGAUGUCUGGUCCCACUUGUUUUCUGAUAAGUGACUCCUCCCUACCAACUACACAUGAAGUGCCCUUCUGUCAUGGAGAGUUCUGUCUUGGGGUAAUUCUACUUUAGGGACUACUGAGAUUGUCAUAUUCAGCCAAAAUCUGCCUCUGUCACAGUCGUGGACUGCUGGUCGUACCUCCACUUUAUGUGAGUUUAGGACCUAAGUAGCUUCUCAGGUCUUCUCAUGGUAACAGUUGAUCAGGAACUCAAACCCAGCUCAACAGAUUGUAGUUAACUGUUGGCUAAGACUUGAAACACUUCCAAUGAGGUAGGAAAUGCUGAGGGUUCACAGCACCGUAGGGCAGGUGAGAAAAAAGUGUCUGCUCCAAUGGGAACACACCUGGCCAGGAAGGUGGUGCUUCUUUGUGAAUUAGCAAGAGGCACCCCUGUGUUCUUUGGCACAGAGCAUGGCUGCCAGAAAGUGAACUGCAUUUCAUACCCCACUAGUCCAUUCAGCCAGUGCUUGUAGCGCAAUUUCUCUGCCAUACUUUUUGGCCCUGCUUUAACUACUUGUCCUAAUGCAAUUCAGAAAAGGGCUCUCCCACAGAUUUCUGUUUCUAUUUUUACCUUCCACUGGGUCAAAAAAAGGUUGCUCCUUCAAGCACUUUUCAAGUUUAUCUGCUCCAUUUUCCCUAUAGUACAGGGCCCGCUGUUAACAUUACUGUUGACACCUUUGCUGCCAGACCUAAGCAUCGCCUGCUUCUGGCAGCCGGCCUCCAUUCCCUUCAGGUAAUGAACGAUCUGGCAGCCCCAGUGCGGUCUCACAGGGGCUCCAGCACAUGCUGGGCUGCUGCUUACAGUGGCCACGCACACUUUGGGUUAUGUGGAAAAAAGUAUUCCCAUUCUUUUUUAUCAUGAAAAGAAUGUCCAGGAAGGCACCCUUGGCUCUUAUAUUUUGGUGAAGCCAAUGGUAAUUUAUUACCACACUCUCUUGUGUCCUCUUCCCAAACUGUUCUGGGUUUCCAACCUGCCUCUCUUGCUUACCAACACCUGGCCAUGUGUGACCGUAGAUAUCCAUUGAUUUCUGUGGCCUUGUUUCAAUAAGUUCAUCAGUCGGGAAACCUGUUUUGGACACUGAGUACUUUGUGUACUUGUACUCUUGAAAAUAAAAAGUAUCUGAUGAAAAUAGCCCUCCUCCAUGGUUUGCUGAGCCAAAUGAGAAGCAUAGCCAAAUCCGGGGUGCUUGACACAAGUACUAGCCAAGGCUUUGUGCUCGCUUCUUCGCGGACCCACCUCGCCCAGAAGAGAGGCAGGCACGAGGCGCUACAUUGAGGGAGAUUCCCGCAAGUCUCACUGUCGUCCAGUCCUGGCUGCAAAGAUAUCCCCAGCGGCGAAAGGAGGUUUCCUCCAGCCUUGCACACGAUGACAAUCAGCGGUGCAGUCCCGGAGCUUCCCGCUUCCCGAAGCUUCCACUGCAUAAGCUAUCGGCAUCUCGGAGUCCGAGCCUGCGCUCGGGUCCCACGCGCUGAGGUCUCCCGACUCUGGGCGCCGUCCACGCUUGCACCGCAGCGCGGGCGCGGGGGCUCGGGAGUUGUAGUCCCCGGCCCGGCGCGGGGCGGUGCGGACUCCACAUCCCGGCGGGCGGUGCGGCGCUGCCCGGGCGACAGGGGCGGGGCCGCCCGGCCCUUUAAACCUUCCAGGGCUGCUCCGAGGGCCGAAGCCAGAGACCAUACCACGCGGGGCCGAGCAGGGAGCGGAGGCGGCGGGGCGCUCCAGGGAGGCCUGGGCCGCUGAUGGUUUUGGCGAAGUAUCCUAAGGUAGCUGGGCCGGGCCCCUCUUUCCCACCUACCUCUUAUCCUUCCCCCCACACCACCACCACCCUGGCUCCCCUCCCUCAUGACCGCCUGGAUCCUCCUUCCUGUCAGCUUGUCAGCAUUCUCUAUCACUGGCCUAUGGACUGUGUAUGCCAUGGCCGUGAUGAACCGCCACGCAUGCCCCGUGGAGAACUGGUCCUACAACGAAUCCUGCUCUCCUGACCCCGCUGAACAAGGGGGCCCCAAGACUUGCUGCACCCUGGAUGAUAUCCCCCUCAUCAGCAAGUGUGGCACAUAUCCCCCAGAGAGCUGCCUCUUCAGCCUCAUUGGCAACAUGGGUGCUUUCAUGGUGGCUCUGAUCUGCCUGCUGCGCUACGGGCAGCUCCUGGAGCAGAGUCGUCAUUCCUGGGUCAACACCACAACCCUCAUCACCGGCUGCACCAACGCUGCAGGCCUUGUGGUGGUCGGCAACUUCCAGGUGGAUCACGCAAAGUCUCUGCACUACGUUGGAACUGGUGUGGCCUUCUCCGCCGGGCUGCUCUUUGUCUGCCUGCACUGUGCCCUCUGCUACCAUGGGGCCACUGCCCCCCAGGACCUGGCUAUGGCCUAUCUGCGGAUUGUGCUGGCAGCCAUCGCCUUUGUCACCCUGAUCCUCAGUGCUGUCUUCUUUAUGCAUGAGAGCUCACAGCUGCAGCACGGGGCAGCCCUGUGUGAGUGGGUGUUUGUCAUCGACAUCCUCAUUUUCUACGGCACUUUCAGCUAUGAGUUCGGAGCAGUGUCGUCAGAGACGCUGGUGGCUGCACUGCAGUCUGCCCCUGGCCGGGCCGCCAAGUCCUCUGGGAGCAGUCGCACCUCCACUCACCUCACCUGUGCCCCUGAGAGCGUUGCCAUGAUCUGAGGUCUGGGGGAGGUGGCCGGGCCAGCCUCGGCAGCUCCCCACCUCAUAACUUUGCGUUUACUUUGUACCAAAAAUGGUUUUGAGAAAGUGUUGCUGGGAUAUAGGCUUCCUUGCCACUGGAGCAUUGGCCACCCCACACCCACCCGUGCCACAGAGGAACAGGCCCGGCAGGUGCCUGGGCUGCACACAACUACUCCCUUACUCCGCAACUGUUGUUUUCAUGUUCAAAGGUCACGUAUUCUCAUUUCACCCAGCCAGCCCUUCAGGUGCCUUCUACUCCCCAGUGCAGAAGCCAGACCACUGGGGUUUCCUGCUGCAGGAAUGGGGGCUGGGAACAGCAAGGAUAGAAUUUGGGGUGGAGGGAUAGGCACUCCUUAAUCGGUGGGAAGGCCCACUUUGGGACCCAUUGAGCUGCGCUGGGAUUCUUCACUCUGCCCCUUUCUUUCUUUCGGGCAAAUAACACAGCAGAACCAUGUGGGUAUUUUAGUACUUUUUAUAUAUAUACAUAUAUAUAUAUUAAAAAGAAUUCUAAUUUGCA